This is a messenger RNA of Aspergillus homomorphus CBS 101889, 981 nucleotides long. RefSeq names its product putative C2H2 finger domain protein. The coding region runs from base 143 to 481 and encodes 112 amino acids. The record is from RefSeq and is a predicted model, not a curated record. The transcript has 3 exons. Lineage: Eukaryota; Fungi; Ascomycota; Eurotiomycetes; Eurotiales; Aspergillaceae. Gene Ontology annotation, molecular function: zinc ion binding; nucleic acid binding.
CGACCCGCUCUCGCAACCCCCUAAGGUUUUAGUUUCCUUCCGUUUAUCGGUACUAACUCACUCUACUGUACCGGGCACGAUCGACUGGGAAAAGCAUUCGUCGGGCUACUAUCGCUGCUUUGGGCCUUCUGUGAUAUCAAAAAUGGGUGCUGUCAGGAAAAUUAAGACCAAGCGCAGGACUAGAGACUAUGAUCAAGUCCGCGCCGACAUUCAGACGCCCAAGCAUCUCACGCAAUACAAAGCCACCAAAGAUGCAGAGGACCUUCCCGGUCUAGGAGAACACUAUUGUGUUGAAUGCUCGAAAUGGUUCGAGAGUGAAUUCAACCUGGUCGGCCAUAAGAAGGGCAAGAACCACAAGAGAAGACUUCGCAUCCUGCGUGAAGAAGCCCACUCGCAAAAGGCCGCCGAGGCCGCAGUAGGCCUGGGUACCGACAAUGGCGUGAGAGUGCAGGAAGAGACCGUGAUGGCCAUGGAUGAUUAAAUCUUGCAUUCGAUCCUACACAAGCAAGCAGCCUCUCGAAAAUUGCCAACGUGAAGCCGAGCUGGUUGAUAUUGCAUUGGAAUGACCCUUUCCAACUCUGCAACAGGCCUCUAGAGGGCUCGAAAAUUUUUACCGCAUCAAUGCAAAUUUGCAGCCGCUUGUCGUUGUCACCAAAGUGAUAUGAUUGGCUGUUUGCGGACAAAAGCUUGUCGCCCGAUGCAUGAUUCGCCAAGUCUCACACUAAGCACGUGAAACCAUAAGGUGCCGAAAAUCGCCAGUUUGCUGGGCAAAGGGUGUCGCCGAGCGCACUGUUUCCGUCUUGCGGUGACCCCCUGCAAACUGCCGGUUCUCGGAGCGCCGUACAGUGAGGUCCCCACUCGGAUCGGAUCCGACUCCUCUUGCGCGAGAGUAAUUUACAAGCUGCAAUUUAAUUUACAGUACGUGGGGGGAAUCGAUCAUCGAACUGUCUUUCGUCGUCCGCUCUUAAGCUUUCUUGUUCU